AUGGAAGAUUAUAAGGUGCUGGGGCGCAGGGAGGAGGAAACUGCUCGCUUGCGGGCUGAGGCGGAAAAGUUGGUGCAGGUUGCUCAUAAGGGUGCGGAGCAGCUGAAGAGGGAUAAGGCUGCCUUUGAGCAGCAUAAGCAGACUGAGGAGUGGGCUGCGACCGCUGGCCUUAAACAGGAGUUGGCUAAUGUCAAGGCAGCGAAUGCUGCUUUGGCCAAGGAGAAGGCCGCAGCUGAGGCGGUUACCAAUGGGGCUAAGGAGGCUGAGUCCCGUCUUGCCGAGGCUCUUGAAGAGGCCAAGGAGGUGGGGGCACGUGCUGCCAAGGCCCUUGAAGAAGCGAAUGUUGAUCGCUCCCAUUUAAACAAGACUGUUGGAAGCCUCCAGGCUGAAGUGCAGAACCAGGCGACCAUUGUUGCUGAGGUCACUGCCCGCGCGGCCGAAGCUGAAGCGCGGGCAAGGGAGGUUGCUGAGGCUAGAGAUAGCCUUGCCUCUUCAUUCAAUCAACUUGAAGCCGACCGUGAGUGGAUGCAGUGUCACUGCAUUGGGCAUAUUGUUAAGGCUAUCCUGGAUGCGCCUGAGACUGCAGCUGGUAUAGACCUGAUUAAGCUGCGUGCCCGGGAUGCUGGAUUUAAAGCUGGUUACAACCGGUGCAUCGGUCACAUGAACAUUUUGGCUCAAGGCAAAUACACCGAUGAACGGUCCGGGUUCCAUGGCGUGGAUACCGAAGCGCGUCUUGAUGCGUCCCUUGCAUCAUUCUAUGACAUGUCUAUUUCUGCCCUUGAUAAGCUUGAUGAAUUCUUGGAUGCGGAAGACUAUGUAGACCGUUUACGGAUGUUGUACGCUGAUGCUGAAGAGUCGGAAGAGGAAGAGACGGCUGGUGACGGCAAAGGUGGCGCGGGUACCAACGGUACAAAGGAGGACUAG
Molecule: messenger RNA, 924 nt
Organism: Helianthus annuus (common sunflower)
Lineage: Eukaryota; Viridiplantae; Streptophyta; Magnoliopsida; Asterales; Asteraceae
Exons: 4
Coding region: 1-924 (307 amino acids)
Source: RefSeq, a predicted model, not a curated record